This is a messenger RNA of Elgaria multicarinata webbii, 2356 nucleotides long. It is a transcript of the gene PRORP, whose product is annotated as protein only RNase P catalytic subunit. The record is from RefSeq and is a predicted model, not a curated record. Gene Ontology annotation, biological process: mitochondrial tRNA 5'-end processing; tRNA 5'-leader removal. NCBI's taxonomy places the organism in Eukaryota, Metazoa, Chordata, Lepidosauria, Squamata, Anguidae. Gene Ontology annotation, cellular component: mitochondrion; mitochondrial ribonuclease P complex. Gene Ontology annotation, molecular function: ribonuclease P activity; protein binding. Bases 490 to 2244 code for a protein of 584 amino acids. The transcript has 8 exons.
GGCUGAAGGUUCCGAGAAAGGCUUUAGAGGGCUUCUAUCGUGGUUCCCGUUGCAUGGCUGGUGUUUUAAUUUAUUCUAACCCCAGAUCGUCAAGCUGUGCUGAUGGCUUCAUCGCUGGGAUCGUAUGACUAGGACGGACAGACAGACAAGACUGGUAACGUCCUACCGAACCUGAUCUGAUUUGAAUGAAAAUCUCACAUCAUUGUGCUCCAGUGUGCAGAUAUGGCCAAUGAAAGAACAUCAAUGAUGGACUCAUAUCAAACUUUUUUUUACAUUUGAGGAAACAGAUGAACUCAAUUUGAAAUGAUCUUGCAAUGUUUCUUCUUCUGAAAACUAUAUUUACUUAAUUUAAUUAUACACUUAAAUUUACCACUGACGUCUACCAUUAUCUUGUCCCUUGUAUGUCCGUUUUGACAAGGUUUUCAAUAUACCUUAUGACUGGAUUGUUUUCUUCAGGAAUUUCUCCUGCAGUUUUAAUUUUUCAGCAUCAUGGUGUUCUUUCUCCAAACAAGCAAUUGGGUUUUACAGACAUUACUGAAGAAAUAUAAUCUGUUCAGUCCCAUGCCAGGCCUUCAACAACUGCCUUCUGUCUUUGGGUGCUUCAUAUCCACCACGUCAUAUCAGUGGGCCAAAGCAGUGGAUUCUAAAACUCUUCAUCCAGCAAGUGCCAAAUGUAGUUCUAAAGGAAGAGAUGAAGGUAUAAGGGAGAGCAGGGCUGGGAAAGGCUACUCUUCUCCCCAUCCUUUCAAUCUGUUUGCUGCUGGAGCAUCCAAGAAGAGAUCAAUGCCUCAUAAAGCCCUUGAAGACGCAGAGUACACCGUUACUUCUAGGAAGAAGACACUUUGUCCUCCAGAAAAACCUUUGAGUGUUGAGAAGUGGGGAGAACUGAUGGAAGAAUUUGAGGGACGUAAAAAGUUUGAAGAGCUUAUGUUUGAGAAAAUGAUUGCUCAAAACAGUCCUAUAGAUGUGGCCAAGUCCUUGCUAGCUGCAGUGGCUUAUCGAGAUGGAAAUAUUCAUUAUAGUCUUUUGGUGAAGUACUUGUGUCUUUGUGUCUCUCAGAAGCAGACAGAAGAGAUUUAUGAUGUUUAUGACAUUAUGAAAGCCAGAUUUAAGACCUUAGAAACAUCAGCUUAUGGUCUUCUCAUUAAAGGCCUGAGUGGUUCACCACGCUGGAGAGAGGCCUUGAUACUACUAGAGGAGAUUGAAAAAGUAAUCCCCCCUUCAAAAGUAAACUAUGGAGACUGCAUCAGGGGGGCCCUUGUUAACCAGGAAAUAAACCUUGCAUGCCAACUUUUUCAUGAGAUGCUAGCUAAGGAUGUGAUGCCAAACCUAGAUACCAUACAGGUAUUCUUCGACACUGGCAAGGAUGUGAAAGAUGACCAUUUCAAAACUGAACUCCUUCAUAUCCUCUCCUACUUAAGAGAUAAUCAAAUAUAUCCUGGAGAAGCUCUUAUGCAGAGCAUAAAGCAGUGGUUUGAAAGUAUUCCAGGAAAGGAUUGGAAAGGAAAUUUAACAACCAUCAAAAAUAGUGGACUGUGCCCAUCUUGUAAUCAGUCCUUGGAGAGUAUUAAUCUGAGCCCAGAAGAAUUCAGCAUUCUUAAGGAAAAGAUAAUAAAGGAUGUGAUACAUGGGACUGAUACAUUCAGGAAAACAACGCCCCAGGAACUGGAACAAUUUCAGAGAUUUGUGAAUCGGCACCCCCCUUAUGAUAUUGUGAUUGAUGGCCUCAAUGUUGCCAGCAUUUCCAAUAAAUGUAAUCGAUCUCAAACUCUACUUGAAGUUGUCACCCACCUAGCACAGCAGAACCUGCGGAUACUUGUGCUGGGGCGCAAACACAUGCUGAAUGGAUCUUAUCAGUGGAGCAGAAAUAAUAUGGCUGCUAUGCAGAAGAAAGCAGACUUCUUCUUUACUGAAAACAUAUCUGAAGAUGAUCCGUUCCUGCUCUAUGCCACUCUUCACUCGGGUAGUCACUGUAGGUUUAUCACCAGAGAUCUAUUACGUGAUCAUAAGGCUUGUCUCUCUGACAGUCUCAUUCGACGCCUGUUUUUUAAAUGGCAGCGUGGACAUCAGAUUGUGCUAUCUAGCUACACACCAGGAAAGAGGAUAAAGUUUGAGCCUGUAUUGCUGUACGAUACGAUCAUGCAGACUACUGGUAACACAUGGCAUAUUCCCUAUGAUGACAACUUCUUGGAAAGAUCUUCUUAUGAAGUACCAACAAAAUGGCUCUGUCUUCAACAGAAAUAAAGGAUACAUUUUUCCAAACUAAAAAUGUAUACAUCGUUCUGUUAUCUCAUAUAAACCAAACAUAAUGUUUUUUCGAAUUGAUUUUCCAAUAAAAAAGAUCAGAACUAGAUUG